AUGGCGGCGACAAUGCCGCCAGCAAACGAUGAACCGGGCAAAAUCCACCCGCCUGUGGACCCGGCCGACAGCGAUCUCGAUGCGGAGGGAGAGGAAGAAACCGACCUCUAUGAGAUGGACCAACAGCUCCAAGAUGCUGUUCACCGAGCAUACACCGGAGAGGCCGAUGAAGAUGGACCAGACGAAGCUGCGGACGGAAGUGCUGGCGCCAACGGUCUGAAUGGAGAUGGUGGCGACAAUGAUGAGGCAGAGCCUGUUGGUGCUGUCAAGCUUCCCAAUGAGGAUGCACCAUCAGAAGAAGACUAUGCGGAGUCUGAGACAGCCGAUGCGGAUGCCGACCCCGUGUUUGAAGACAACGACCGUGACGCAUCAGAACCCGAGUCCACUGAUCACGAAUCAGAAGCGGAAGACUGGGAGGCAGAGAGCAAUGAUCAUGAAGAUGGAGAGGCUGAUAUACGCAGUCGCGCAAAUUGCGUGUUUUGCAGUCAAGACGAAGAACACGAUCCAAGUGAAGAUUUCGAGGAAUGGUUAACUUGCAUUGUCUGUGGUGAUCACUCCCAUCGCCAGUGUGCUCGUGAGCAAGAAGCGUUUGAUGAUUCUGAAGAUCCGUGGAGAUGUCUCACGUGCGUUCGUGAUAAUUUACAACCGGACCCGUUAGAGAGCGAGGUGCCAGAACGGAAAGCCUCGAUUCUUCCCAAAGAGCUUCUACCUGCACACGCCGGCACACAUGACGAAGGGUUUCACUCGAUCUUCGAAACGGGCGUAAAUGAUGAAAUGCUAAACAGCUCUCGGUCGCUACGCAAACGUAAGGCAUCUUCAGUUGAGGCCGAAGAACACGUACCUGUUCUUCGGAAAAGGUUGCGUCAAACAUCAUUCCGUGGCGAGCGUCCUGGGUUGAACGGCACUUCCCUUGAUGGUGCUAUUGAUGCUGCCGAGGUCGAUCUUCACUCUCCUGCUCAGACGCGUUCUGUUCGUGUUAGACGCACGCGUGCUCUGGAUCGAGAACACUGCCGCGUGGUAGCAAGGCAGUUUGGUAAAUUGAUCGUCGGGUUCCGACUUGACGAAGCCAGAAUGUCUAAAAUCACAGGCGCCCAGGCCCGACCACAGCGCAAGAAGAAGAAGGCCCCAAAGCCACCAGUCGUGCCUCCAGAACCCCAAGCUCACUUUGUUCCGCUCCCCCCUGUAUCCUAUAACACCAUCACUUUGUUCGACCGAGAAACCGAUGACCCCAAGUCCAAACCAUAUGGGGGCAUCCUAAACGAGGUCGAGCAAGACACCUCCAAAACACUCCCCACACAGUUCGAUCGCGAACGAUUCGAACAGGCUCGCCUGAAAGCAGAAGAUGAAUGGCAACAGAAGGUCAGAGAGGCUGAGCUCAAUGGCGAGCACACACCACAUGCCUCGCAAAAGGUGUCUGGUCCUCCGUCAAAGAUCAAAUACAUCAACUUUGGCGGCUAUGAGAUCGAAACGUGGUACGCUGCGCCUUAUCCGGAAGAAUACAGUCGCAAUCGUGUUCUGUACAUUUGCGAGUUCUGUCUGAAGUACAUGAACUCGGACUAUGUCGCCUGGCGCCACAAGCUCAAGUGUCCUGCCAAGCACCCUCCUGGGGACGAGAUUUACCGCGAUGGAUCGAUCUCAAUUUUCGAGGUCGAUGGGCGAAAGAACCCCGUCUACUGUCAAAACCUUUGCCUUCUCGCCAAGCUCUUCCUUGGCUCGAAGACUCUUUACUACGAUGUCGAACCCUUCCUAUUCUAUGUCAUGACCGAGUACGACGAUUUAGGUUGCCAUUUUGUUGGCUACUUCAGUAAAGAAAAGCGUCCAAGCUCAGCAAACAAUGUCUCCUGCAUUCUCACCCUACCUAUCCAUCAGCGAAAAGGCUAUGGAAACCUUCUUAUUGACUUCUCUUACCUACUCACUCGCAUUGAAGGCAAGAACGGAUCUCCUGAGAAACCACUCUCUGACAUGGGUUUGGUCUCUUACCGAAACUACUGGCGACUCAUCUUGUCUUACCAGCUUCGCGAUCUGAAGACGCCUGUUAGCAUUGCAGAUCUAUCUGAUCUGACCGGAAUGACGGCAGAUGAUAUCGUUUCUGCUCUCGAAGGGCUACGGGCUCUUGUGCGGGAUCCUAUCACUAAGACUUACGCAAUCCGACUCGACCACAAGUAUUACGACGAGGUAAUCAGCGGUUGGGAGAGCAAGGGUUACGUUCAACUGAACGAAGAUGCCCUUCUCUGGACACCUUACAUCAUGGGCCGUAGCAACCAGUCACACUUCGAUCGUGCUCCUCUACAUGCCGUGGCCCAAAGAGAUGACCCUGACGAAGAUGAAGAGGUCGAGGAUGAAGAUGUCCCAAUUUUGAAUGGAUCCGGUCCGAACGCACUUGAUGAGCCUGCUGGACCGCCUUCCACCAUGGCUCUCCAACACAGUGGCACUCAUCAUCACGCAGCGGGCCACUCUGAACCCCCGCUUGUUAACCCUGCAGCUGGAAUCCCACCCUCUCGGUUUGAGCUCUGGCCUCCCGUCCUUGCUGUAGCACCCAAACGCAAGCCUGGCCGUCCAUUUGGCAGUACCAAAAAGGAUAACUAUCGCGCAUCCCUGACGCCUUCGAUUGCUCGUAACAGUGGUCGCAACACCCCUCGACGGCCAUCUGCACUAGCAAUGUUCACACCAGGAGGCAGCGUCCGCCGCGGCCGGAGCUCCAUUGUUGCGGAAUCACCCGCUGCCGAUGCAACUCCUACCCACAUCAAUGCUCUGGGAUUGGAACAAGGUCAAGUAGUCGAAGAAGAUGCCGAUGAAGCCGUGAUUGACGAAGAUGCCGACGCCGAUGGUGAAGUCGACGAUACCCCUGUACCAGACGCCGAUGUAACCGUCGAAACAGAACUUGCAAAUGGCGACACUCUCGCCGAUGCAACUCCCAAGACCAACGGCAUCAAAUCAGCCGAUGUCCAGGAGAACAGCGAGCCCCUGAAGACACCCGAAAAGAAGAUGAAACACCCCUCUCGGUCUCCAGAGACAGCCAUUUCCCUCCGAUCCCACCGGGCAAAUGACAACUCCAAAACACCACGAUCAGUCAACCGCAAGGCCCUCGUCGAAAAAGUCCAAGUCAUGGUCCCCGCCGAACCAGGCUCUGCCUCUAAAUCAGAAGGCAAAGGCGAAGGCGCCAAAACCGUCAACACAAACGGCAUCGACGCCGACUCAGAUGCAGACGCGGACGCCGAGUACGAAGUAGACGGUGACGUCGUGAUGCAGACAUAA
This is a messenger RNA of Penicillium antarcticum, 3255 nucleotides long. RefSeq lists its product as uncharacterized. Gene Ontology annotation, biological process: regulation of DNA-templated transcription. The transcript is spliced from 4 exons. The record is from RefSeq and is a predicted model, not a curated record. Lineage: Eukaryota; Fungi; Ascomycota; Eurotiomycetes; Eurotiales; Aspergillaceae. Gene Ontology annotation, molecular function: histone acetyltransferase activity. The coding region runs from base 1 to 3255 and encodes 1084 amino acids.